ACAGCCGUCGGCCCCGGGAAGGUCCCGCGCCGGGUCGGCCGCCUGUGGUGGUGAGCGGGCACGGACGUGGUCGGGACUGUGCGGCGGCCUUUGUCGGCAGGCGGCAGCUGACGGACCACGGUGUGUCCUAGGGCUCAGAGGUGCCUGCGGCUGCACGCGCGGCUCUCUGUCGGGCUGUGCGGGCCAGAGCAAACAUGAAUGUCGGAGUUGCUCACAGUGAGGUGAAUCCAAACACCCGCGUAAUGAACAGCCGGGGCAUGUGGCUGACAUACACACUGGGAGUUGGCUUGCUGCAUAUAGUCUUACUCAGCAUUCCAUUCUUCAGUGUUCCUGUUGCUUGGACCUUAACAAAUAUUAUACAUAAUCUGGGGAUGUAUGUAUUUUUGCAUGCAGUGAAGGGAACACCUUUUGAAACUCCUGACCAAGGUAAAGCAAGGCUCCUAACUCAUUGGGAACAACUGGACUAUGGAGUACAGUUUACAUCUUCACGAAAGUUUUUCACAAUUUCUCCAAUUAUUCUAUAUUUUCUGGCAAGUUUCUAUACAAAGUAUGAUCCAACUCACUUCAUCCUAAACACAACUUCUCUCCUGAGUGUGCUUAUUCCCAAAAUGCCACAACUACAUGGUGUUCGGAUCUUUGGAAUUAAUAAGUAUUGAAUGUUUUGAAAUUGAAUCAUGAGCUUUACAGCUACCAAGCUUCCUGUAAGGAAAGAGUGGUUAUUAAACUGCACAGUUUCUGUGACAGCGUAAACGAGUUACGGCAUUAAGAGGGCCAGUCCCAUUCCAGGUUCUUUGUGUGCUGUUUUGAAGUGCAGAAUUCUCACAGAUGCCUCGGUUUAAUGCACCUGAUAUAUUUCUGAAGAGGCUUUUAAAACAGGCUGGGCAGGCCCAGCAUAUAAAUUGAUGGCAGUGCAGAAAGGGCAUGGUAGAUAAAUCCAAGGAAACAAGAGAGUUGUAAAAAAAAGAAACUAGAACCAGCUUAACUUAGAAUGAGUGGGCAUUAUGUUAAGAAAAGAAACUUUCCAGUCAGUUUAAGCAGACUUAUGUAAAUUGGAAUCGUCUCUUUGUAUGUUUAUUAUAGGUUUUAUUACCAUAUAUAUUCCUCUUAUAGAAAAGGACAUAUACCCUCAUUUCAUAUAAGCCAGUUUCUACCUUAUAAUGGUCUGUUUUUGGUUUUACUGGCUCAAUGCUAAGAUAGGUAAGUCAUUUUUACAUUUACUCCAUUACAGAGUUCACGAAGGUCUACCUUCA
Molecule: messenger RNA, 1250 nt
Organism: Ochotona princeps (American pika)
Lineage: Eukaryota; Metazoa; Chordata; Mammalia; Lagomorpha; Ochotonidae
Gene: ORMDL1
Product: ORMDL sphingolipid biosynthesis regulator 1
Exons: 4
Coding region: 195-656 (153 amino acids)
Biological process (GO): negative regulation of ceramide biosynthetic process; ceramide metabolic process; intracellular sphingolipid homeostasis
Cellular component (GO): endoplasmic reticulum membrane
Source: RefSeq, a predicted model, not a curated record